Molecule: messenger RNA, 1466 nt
Organism: Drosophila kikkawai
Lineage: Eukaryota; Metazoa; Arthropoda; Insecta; Diptera; Drosophilidae
Source: RefSeq, a predicted model, not a curated record
UAUUUUUUGCAUCGCUAGAUUUAAGAAUGUUCUGUAAUUUCUUUUAACGAAUUUUUGAUUCAAAAACUGCCAUUUAACAAUGAAAGGUAUGAUUAUAGUGCCCAUGGACCUGGAGCCCGGGUUCCGGAGGGCUGACAUGCACACUUUACCGGUGGUCAACAGCGCAAUGGUGUUUAACUUUUGCUCAGCCGCCGACAAGUCUAAACAAAUAGCCACGAAUAAAGGUGACCUGCUUACGGACUAUGUACAGAUGCAGCGGCGUGGCGAGGUCUACGAACUCAAGGGACUUGUCUUCCCCGCUGCUGACUUUGCCAACACGGACACCCACGCCAAUGUGGGCCUGAAGGUCGUGGAGAGCUCACGGAUUAUCACAGAUGGCCAGUGCAGCCUGUGUCCCGCCGCCGGAGCCUGUGCCCACAUUGUGGCCUUUACGUUUUGGUUGCUCAGCAAGAGCACCGAACGCAAUCCCUCGGCUGUGGUCGAGUUCUGGGGCCACGAACUGGAGACACUGGUGCAGCCAGAGCCCGCGGUAGCCACUCGUAUUUGCGAUAUAUUGCCCAAGGACGAGGUGCGAUUGGAGAGCGAACAGAGCCUGCAGGAGAUGAACGCCAGCGAGGGACAGGCCUUUCUGGACGCAGUUUUGGACGAACUAUCCGCCUGCGGACGAGACUCGGCUCUGUACCGCCAAUGCGUGGACAUUAGAGACGAAUUCGAGCCCUUGUUCAUACACCAUGUGCUGCUCCGAGCAGCCGAGCUCAACAUCUUGGACGUUCCCAGCUUUGUGCACUACAUGGAGCUCCAGGCGCAGACGGGAAUCUUCGAAACCCUCAACGAGGUGACCCGCAACCAGUACAAGUCCAAGCUGUGGAUCGAGGCGCAGUACAUGCGCAUCCGCUGCUCCAUGAUGCACAUGAUUGUCAACCGCAAGUCGACCGAGGAAGACGAGGAGAUCUUCAACAUGAUGUUCUGCAAGGGCCGCGACCGGAACAUCGACGAUCGCGUGCAACAAAAGCAGCACAAGCGCUUUAUCCUCAAGCAGACGGAGAAGCUGGAGAACAAGCAGUACCUCGAGUGCGGCCUGCUCCUCGACGAGAGCUAUCCCUUCCUGUGUGCCGCCCCGGAUGGCAUCACGGAUGAUCACAUCGUUGAAAUUAAAUCGCCCAAGACUGAUGAGGACUUUGAGAAGUACCUGGAGGCUCGCGAAUCAAUAGCCCCGAAAUACAUGGCCCAGAUCCAGAUCCAGAUGUUCAUGGCCAAUGUGAAGAAGGCUCUAUAUUGUGUGCUGAGCCCAACGUUUGAGACCAAUGGAGCCCUGCACUACGUUUGGGUGCAGGCGGAUCCCGAGUUCGUGUCUAGCCUGCUCACCAUGGCCGAGGAUUUCUGGCGGGAAGCUGUCUUCCCGCGCCUCUCGAAUAUCUACCCCCAGGUGGGGUAGACUAUACUAGUCAAUAAAUCGCAAAACUCGA